GUGUAUGUACAAGUCCGUUACUAAGGAAAUAGUACUACAUAUGACGUGGCAGUUUCUCAGACUCUAAAUAUCUAUUUCUCUUUUCGGGUGCCUACGUCUUACUUACUGUUGAUUUAGCACCUCUAAAGGAAAGGCAAAGAAUAACACGCCUAUAGGAACGACUCUGGAGAGGAACAUGUCUUUUUCAAACAGAAGCGUUUCCCCUGGGCAACGAUCGAACUCGCCUGUGGCGUCUAAGGGUGAAAUAGAGCUUCAGGAAAACCGUCCUACCGAAGUAGAAGAUAAGCUCUUCCUUACCACAAAGAAAACUAAAGCGACCAUUGACGGUCAAGAGCAACUGAAAGGUAUUUCAAUCAGGAAUAUGAGCAAUGGUAGUGGUUUGCUGCAAACUGAUGACGAGAAGAGCGAUGCCAGCCAAGGUCAGAGAUUGUAUCGUGUGGCUCUGCUGGCUAUGUGUUUCCUCUCAGCAGUUUCUCUUGGGCUCACCUUGCUGAUGUUGUUUGGUGUACUUCACGUUGGUUCACCCCAAUGUACCUGCUCUGGAGAAACAGGUAUUUGUUGACUCAGAAGAUGUUUUAUUGUAAAUUUUAAUUCAUACCUUGAAUACCUUGAUUGAAAGCGAUAUUCAGCGAUAUUCUCUUCAUUUACACAAAAAUCACCCCCCCCUUUCCCUGGCCUCAAAAUAUGUGCGAUGAACAGGGUUUUUCAGAUUUUUUCCUUUUUCGUUUUUUUGUAUUUCUUGGACUCAGAUUAUUGACAGCGAAUAAAUGUCAUUAACGUAUAAGAUGAUCAGGAAAGUCUCACCAAUUAAAUAUAAGAUCAUCCUUCCCCCUUUGGGAAUCAUAAUAGCGAAACUGCAUCCAAUGUUACCCGUUCAGACCGAAAUAUUUAAUCUAUCGCAAAAAAAGUUCUCUUUUUAUGGCUUAUCUACAGUUUUUUCCGAGACCAAAAGAGAACAGAGCACAUUCAGGGCUUCUCUAUUUGUUUUAUAAUGACGAAUCCGUUAAAUUCCCCAAGAAUUACUUUCAAUUUUCAAAACAAACUUUAUUUCCAAAGCGAACAAGAGUGUCGUCUCCGUGAUCGUAUACUCUCAUAUAGCACGCUACAAUAAGCCAAUCAGAAUCCCUGUUAGAAUGGUUCAAAUAAUCUGAUUGGCUGUACAGGACUAAAGCUAUCAAAAAUGUCCAACUAUCAAAGUUCAAAAACCAUCAAAGUUCAUAUUCUGUAAUAGUUUUCAAACUAAAAUAGUUCGGCAUUUAAAAAUUUUGCCUGAAGUUUUUUAGUUUCUAGAACAGAAUCUGAAAGUGAAAUGUUCAGUGAGAUUCGGCCCAAUCGUGGCUCACAAAAAUACGCAAGUUAUUUCGCAUGACAAGUAGAAAACAAACUGAUCAAGGCGAGUGUUUUAUGAAUGAACAACAGCCGAAUUCACCGGGACAUGAGGAUCGCUCAGAAUGACAGCGCCGUAAAACUCGGCUGCAGUGACUGAUGUGGCCUUCCACUCAACGCAUCGGAAAGUUUACCAGAGCAAGCUCUUAUUUUUCUUCUCGAAGGGCAGUCGAUUUAGUUCCUGAGGCUUGCUCCACUGCGAUAACCGAAGAUCGCCAUGAUAAGCUAGCCGCGAUAGACCUCAGCAUGAUCGCAGUCGCUCUGACCCCGUCAUGAUUAGUAUAAAUUUUAACAGUUAUGCCAGGUUAUAUUUUUCAUCAUUCGUUUUUUUUUGUUUUGUUUUUGAACAUUGCAUAGCAAUUAUUUCGAAAAAAUCGUUUCCUUUCCUUUUCGCCGACCGUGUUCACAGAGUACGCGGUGAUCCAAGCGUGACACUUAAAAUUUUUCGUCAGAUUCUACCAGAAAAACUGAUUCAAAAUACUAUAAGGAGAUUGUAAAAUGACGCCGGAGGGCGAAUGUAUUUACCGUAAAACAAUUGACUGUAUUUCCAGGAUGGUUCUUGAGAAAGAAGAUUUUAGAAGGUUUUCAGUAAUCUGGAAAUUUCGUGUUACAGGAAAUUGGGUCGUGGCGCGCGUUGCAUUAAGGGUGAAAAUGGGCCUCAAAGAAGUUAAUUAGGAACGUCCAAGUUUUAAUUUCUACACCCCAAUGAAUGAGUUCCCAGUAAUCGGAUCCUAGUGUUUGCACAAAGAUCUUAUGGCAAAAGGUUGUGUCGGACAAAAAAAAAAAACGAUUUUAGAGAUAGGGCAUUUUCCCGCUGUUUAAUCAUAAAUCGAUUGAGGUAAUGUAGAUAAGAGUGAAGCGUAACUUUUUUUUUUGAAUCACAUGAUAUGUAAUGAAACCUAAUAAAAAAUUUUUCCCAACGCAUAUAUGUGUAAGGUUUAUUUUGGAAUUGGUAUCGCAUAAUGGUCUCGAAAUUUAAAAAAAUUUGCUAUGAAUAGCCAGGAAAUAAAUUCACAAAACCUUCUCAAUUUUACUUAAUGUAUUUCGUCUACUUUUGGCUUUUUUCUUAGCUUGGUAAUUCCAAAGAGCCACCUAGAGGCAACACGAGAUUGAAAUUGUUUGCUUGAGCAUAAUAUUAUCGUGUUACGUAAAAGGAUUUAAUACUUAAAUUGCUUAUUUGUUGCGAUCGACGAGAAUGAAUCAGCGUUUAAAAUAAUUUCUUAAUUGAACCGUUUCUUCUGCGACGAUGUGUAUGUACAAAUGCAUUUCUGAAAUUGUGCACAGUUUCUACCCGAUCGAGCUCCCGUGACCUUAUUGUUCCUGAAAUACCUUUCGAUUUUUCUCAAACAAACUAUUACUUUACCGAGGAUUUCCUCAUGUUUCUCAUUGUUUAUUUUAUUCCUCCGAAGAGCAACGGCUCGGUAAAACAUAAUGACUUCUCUCCUUUGAGGAGGUAUAUUUUCAGACGCCUUAAUGCGUUCAUUAAAAACGUAAACAGGUACAAAACAGGCUUUACCCACAUAAUACAACGGGAUAGACUUUACAAUUAUUAUUAUUAUUAUUAUUAUUAUUAUUAUUAUCAUUAUUAUUAUUAUUAUUAUUAUUAUUAUCAUUAUCAUUAUUAUUAUUAUUAUCAUUAUUAUUAUUACUAUUAUUAUUAUCAUUAUUAUUAUUCUAAUCAUUCUUUAAAUCGUCAGCCAUGCAUUUAUGCAUCCAUUCAUUUAUCAAUGUUUUUCUUUCAUCGAUUCAUGAAGAAAUAUUAGAACUUAAGAAGAAUCUAGAAGACUUGAAAAGGAAUCUCUCGGCUCUGAGAGAAUCUUCGGUAGGUAAAAAAUUCUGCGUUUAUAUUAGGGGAAAAAAUUCAACGAUGUAAAUCUCAUCACGAGACACAUCCUUUUCUGCUGGAAACAAAAACAAAACCUCAAGUUGUGGGAAUUUUGAUAUUCUAUAAUCAAUACAAUCUGCUACAGAACAUCAACCAAGAUUCUUAUCAUGCCAUUUCAGCUUAAGUGGGUUCUGCGGGCUCAAAUAUAAAUUGCUACAGAAAGCUGCCUGGUAAAUUGACUAUUGAUGAACGAAGGGAAAAUGAGUCCUUUUUUCUGUCCUCGUCUAUUCAAAAUAAUUUUCAGUGUUCGUUCAUAGUCUUUAGUUAGAUCCUUUGAGGUAAAUGGGGGUCUAAGGGCAACGUUAUCAGUAAAGAAACUAUUUGUGUGCUUGGCAUUCGAAUAACGACACAGUUAUAAAGUCUUUGCUACUCAAAUUUUUUCUCUUUUUCAUGGCAGAUUAAAAAGGAGUUGUUGAGUGUCGAAGACAAAGUAGGUUCACUCUGAAUAUCCAUGACUAUUCAAAACAUAUAUUUAAAAUUAUCUCGUUUUAUAUUUAUUAACUGAUUUCCUUAUUGAGUUAUGUGUUAAUUUUAAGGAUUCAUCAAUCUUAUGGCCUUUAUCUGAAACAGUUAUUAAACAUUAAGUAACGCAGAUCCAUUUCUUGAAUUUCUUACAUAUCUUGCAGCGCGUGUACACGCCAAAUUAAACUCAAUUACGACGCAAUCUCUUUAUGUAAACUUUUUUAUUCAUUAUUGUGACAGUUUUCCAAAGAUUUAGAGAAUCUGAAGAAAAUCGUCACAAAGGUAAGUUUUGUUUUUCUUGACAUCUGUUUUUCUUAGAGUUGUUGACGGCGAUAUCAGAAUGCAAUCAUUCGCCUAUUUGCUUCUAGAAUCACAACCAUAUCAUUACAGCUUUAUGAUUUAAUAACAGUUCUUAUCUCUUCAGCAGGUGGAAAACUGGAAACUGGAAAAUGUGACAGUAGGUUACCCUCUAAACUUACUUACAUAACAGUUCAGGAAUUUCAUUUACAAAUGGCUCCAGCACAAGCCUACGCUACCCCUCUUCACGAGCGCUCCUCGGUAUCAGUGAAUUCUUUACUUCCUCUUCUCGGAAAAUGUGUCCCUUUUUUCCUGCUCGUGCCUAUCCAAAAUUAUUUUCCGUUCUUCGAUUGACUCCCAUAUUAUUCCUUGCUUUUUUCCUUUCAUCACUUUCCGUCUUACAUUUUAAAUCAGUAAUUGGUCAAGAACAUAUUUCUAUUCGCUGUUUUAUCAGGUUUUAAAGAAAAUUCUGGAGAAGGAAGUUGCCGAGGUGGGUUAGUGAAUUUCUGUUUCUUUGAAGUAAAUGGGGGUCUUGAGGCAGCGUUAUCAGUAAAGAAACUCUGUGUGUGGUUGACAUUCGAAUAACGACACAUCCAGUUAUAAGUCUGUUGUUCAAGAGUUUUUUUUUCUUUUUCAUGGCAGAUUAAAAUGGAGUUGUUGAAUGUUGAAAACAAAGUAAGUUUACUCUGAUCAUCCAUGAAAAUUCAAAAAUAUAUUUUUGAAUUAUAUUCUUUGAUAUUUCUUAAUUGAUUUCCUUGUUGAGUUCCAUAUUUAUUUCGAUAAUUCAUAGAUAUUGCGGCCGUUAUUUGCAUCAGUUAUUAAAAAUUUAGUAGAUUUAGACAUUCAGUUUAAUUAUGUAUUUCUAACUUUUUAUACUCACUACAAAUGUCCGUUUCUCAUGUGAAAGGUUACAAAUCAACAGACAGACAUUUCUUGAAUUUCUUACGCUUCUUGUGGUACGUGUACACGCCAAAUCAAACUCACUUGAAUCAAAUAGUGCAUUCUUAUUUCGACAAAAUCAAAUAGUGUAAUCUUACGACAACAAAAUCUCUUUUCGUGAACUUUUUUAUUCAUUAUUGUGGCAGGUUUCAAAAGGUUUAGAGAAUCUGGAGAAAAACGUUACAAAGGUAAUUUUUUCCUCUUCCUCGUCUGUAUAUUCGUCUUCUUGCAUUACUGUUUUUUAGAGCUGGGGACGGCGAUAUCAGAAUGCAACUAUUCGUGUGUUUGGUUCUAGAAUUACGACCCUAUCAUAACAGCUUUAUGGUUUAAUAACAGUUGUUAUCUCUUUGGCAGGUGGAAAAGAAGCUGGAAAAUGUGACAGUAAGUUAGAUUCUGGACAUAAAUACACGAAUGAUUCCAGCACAAACCUCCCACCACUCCUCCUCUCGAGUGCUCCUCGGUAUCAAUGAAAUAUUUACUUCCUCUUCUCGGAAAAUUUAUUUUUUUGCCCAAAAAAGUAUCGUUCUUCAUGUCAAAACAGGAUAUCUUGUUUCUCUUAGAUCACAUGGCCACUGAGAUUCAACAAUUCUAAGAGUGAUAUUAGACUUGCCGAACCAGCCGGACCUGCCGGACCUGCCGGACCUGCCGGACCUCCAGGAUAUAAUGGUACUCAGGGCCUUGCAGGACCGCCUGGAUUACCUGGUCUACAGGGCCCUCGUGGACCAACUGGGUACAAUGGCACCCGCGGCCCACCUGGACCUGGGGCCAGUUCCUGUAUUUACAAUACUAACACCAGCGCUGGAACGCCAGUAGGCGUGGCCGCUAGGCAAGAAGUGCAGGUGAUAGAGUUAAACGUAAGUUACCGGAUUAGCUCUGUGAUGGGUACAGAAGAAUUUGUCCUUGUCUAGAAUAUGACGUUUUCUCGAACAUUCCGGAAUCCUACAACACAACUAUUCUUGUAGAGUUUCUUCAUAAUCACAUACUAUGACUACAUCACCGUGACUAGACUGACCAGGCUUUCUGGGAAAAUUCCAGAAACCAAUAUUUUACAGUCACUUCUUGUACCACCAAAUUCAAAGAUAUUUAAGUUGUCAUUGCUCUCUUUUGUCAAUUUCGAAAUCGUUUCAGCGUUAAGUCUCGCGAGGCAUAAAAUUUGAACGCCAUAGAUUGUAAGGGAGAAGGGACCAUGAAGAAAUAACCUCUUUAGCGAACUUUUGUCGUCGGCUUUCUCAAAACAUAAAAUUUAUGUUGUGAGAGAGAAAAUGUACAUUGAUCUAUUCACAAACAGGAAAGAAAUGCUUUAGUCGUCUGCGUUUCCAACUCUUGACGUCAUUGAUCAUUAUCGUCAUCAUUAUUUUCUUUUUUUGACAGAACACGACGUUUAUUGGUGUAAACUGUGGUACAAAUGACGCAAAAGUUGCUAUUUUAUCAAGCACCAUCUCAGGUGGAAAGAGAACCUACAAGUGCUCUUGCAAAUUUGGCCUAGCAACUGGAGAAUCAACUAUGUUUUGCUAUAUCCACUACUGGGAGUGUCAGUCCUAAAUAGGAAAACGUUUAGUCAUUUAUUUAACAUGGCCAUUUGUAGAGACAAUAAUAGAGUGUUUUACCAGAAACGAGAUGAAGAACAAUUUAGGUAGUUUAACAUGAGUGCUGUAAUAUUAAAAACUACCCUUUUUUUGUCGUUAGUAAGUUACUUCUUUCCAAAUGUGCCCCUUAAGAGUAAAAGGCAACUAAGGAUUGCAUCAGAUCAUAUUGUUACGGAUAUUGAUCAGGGCUUAUUUCAGACUUAGCCUUUCGGCAUUAGGGAAGGUAACAGAGUUAAAAGUGCAGUCAUUUUCUUUCAUUUAACGAACACAUAUUCAAGAACUUUUCAUAAGUUUUAUUGGAAACCGACAUUUUACAAGACGAGCCAAUGAAUUUUUCACGAACAGUAAAAAUAAUUUAAUUUUGAUAGAAGUUUUUGCGACGUGAACCGCUUAACCGUGAUUUUAUAUAUUCACGCCAGUCCUCCUCUCUAAGGUUGAUUCCAAGAGAGUGUGUGUUCUGUUUAUCUGUAACUGAA
Molecule: messenger RNA, 7031 nt
Organism: Pocillopora meandrina
Lineage: Eukaryota; Metazoa; Cnidaria; Anthozoa; Scleractinia; Pocilloporidae
Source: the annotation of a GenBank genome assembly